AGGUUGCGUUUCUGGGGGGGGUUAUUUUUAUGGAACACCGCGUUCAUGUGACAUCGUCGUUAUCGAACACAGACGCCGAAGCUGAACUGAAGUAUUGCUGAUUUUUUUUUGUGAUGACAGUAAAAUCAGUGAUGAUGAUGGUUUAUGGAGCUUCUUAGCAAACAGGCUAAAAUGUCCCCGGACAGUUUUAACGUAUUUAAAGUUUUUUUUAGUGAAUUUUAAAGACAGUUUGAGUUAUUUGAUCCGGUUAGAAACAUGGAGCAGACUGACACCUCAGGUCCUGAUCAACACUCCGACUCUGACGGUCAGUUUAACAUCUGUCUUUGUCAUAAAUAUAUAAAAACAAUACAGACUUUAUGUGGGUUUACCUGAAGGUCUUGUUCAUUUAUUUUUAUUACAGGGCGUUCAUCGCGAUGGCGGAACUGGUCCGGGUUUUGGUGAGUGUCCUGUGUUGUUGAAUAUAGCGACAGUACAAAAGAAAAACACUGUUGUGAUGUAUUUUUUAAUGAUUUAAAGUGUUACAUUAUUAUUCAAUAGAAAUGUAAAUUAAGCGAGUUUUGGAGCUUAAGUUCAAACCAAAGUGGUCCUGAGCUUCCUGGUUUCACUUCAGGUUAUUCAAGGACACACAGACAGUGAAGAAUAUAAAGAGUUUAUAUUCUUCAAAGAGGGGCUGCAGUGUCUUAAAAUCACAGUUUUAGUUUUGGAAAUCCUUUAUUCUACCUAUGAAAUUAUAAAAAUAAAAUAAACACAAAGGGACAUUUCACAGCUUUUUUUCAGAUCCAGACCAUACAAUGAAUGUAGAGACACUACAUGAUCCAGACACUCAUGCAGGCAGAAAAUAGAACCAAUAAAUAUUGAAACCUUAAUACUAAACUUGUCACCUCAAGUCUCAACCCUUCUCCUGUGUUAGCUUUCACUACGCACCCACUAUGUUAAGGUUCGGUUUUAACCCGUGUCUUAAAUCAGCUGGAAAUUUCACUAAAAACAAUUUUCUAUCAUUCAGUUUGGUUCUCAUCUCUAGGUUACCUUAUUAUGCUUCAUUUAGUGUUGUGUUAUUCACGAAUGAUUUGUUUAAAAGAACCGAAUCUUUUAAGUGAACAUACUGAACCGAAUCACUUCCUCAAGCAAUUCGUUCAUUUCUCACUUCAGUUGAGCUGAAGUGAGAAACAGCAUUGCCAGUCGAACGAGGGACCACAUGCACCGACGCCUGAAUCACUUGGUGAACAGCAUCCUGUCAUUGCAAUGGUUUGUGAGGAAACGGUGCAUGUUCAGUUUAAAUUCUUCUAAACGUUCAGUGAACGAAUCACACAUUGACCCCAAUUUACCAAGCAGGCCUGGUAAACAGCAUACCAUAGUACAGUACACUAAAAACAUAAUGACUUAUAAACAAGUUCAUUUUUACAAACCUGUUUGCCAGAGCAACACAGCCAAACACUCUCGUCUCCCGGUCCCAGAAGCUCUGAAUUGAACUGAAUCCUGAAACAUUCAGCUGGGUAUCAGUUUAGGAGGUCGAAGUCACAGGCUUUCUCUCUCCAAGUGCCAAAUGAUUCAGUGAUUUGGUGAACGAAUCUUUUGAACAAAUCUUUUUAGUGAACUGAUUCUAGUGAUUCAGUACAUCUAAAAGAACUGCCUUCAUUAGCUUCAUGAAAAUAUUGCUUAUAGCGUUUUUUAAUAUAUUACUGAUCUCACGUCUUGACAUGCAUGACAUUGUUUUUUGUGCAGGAAUAAAAAUGUCAAAAUGAGAAUUUCCUAAAUCUAACAUCAAGUGGAUCUGACUGUCAAUGUGGUGCCUGGCAGUGCACAUAUGAUUUUCGUUUUUGCUCUAAUUAUUAGAUAUUAAUUUAACCGAGUCAACAGCUACCCCAACAGGAAAAGUGUCAUAAUUUUAAUAAGAGCAUUUUAUGAUUUAGUCAAUUUAAUUUUUUUAUUUUAUUUUAUUGAAAUAGAGAGUCCUGACAAAGUCAAAAAGUCUUGAUGCAAAAAAAUUUAAGUGGUUCUUAAAUAAGUUGUUCUGCAUCAAAUGGGUCGGUGCAGACCCUAACACAGGAGGAGGGUUAAACACAUCAACAAUGUGUUCCUUUGUCUAAUGUACAUAUAUAAUUUGUUUGUAUCCAAUUCUUAUGGAUCUGUUCAAGACAAAUAAAUAUUAAAUUUAACUUUUUCUUUUGAAAAAUUCUUGUAAAGAAGUUUUGUACAAAUAUGCAUGAAGUAGCUCUUAUGUUAAAGAUCACUGUCUGUCAGUGUUUCAUGUUGUCAGUUAUUGAUGUAGUUGAUUUUGCUCUCUCUGUCUUAUCUCCUGCUUAUCUCCUCAGGCUCCUCGGAUUGUGCAACAACUUUGCUUAUGUUGUCAUGCUGAGCGCUGCCCACGACAUCCUCAAAAAACAAGAGUCAGGAAACACCACAUUGACCGUAAGAGAGCUAAACUGAGUCUUUGAUACUUUGUUCAUCAUUUUCCAGUAAUUUAAUCCAUGUAACCUUUUCAUACAAAAAAAAAGCUUAAAAAAGCAUUCCCAAUUUUUUAUCCAGGCCCCAGGUACAUUGAGUGUAGAUGGAGGGAACAGCAGCAACAGCAGCCGCUAUGACUGCAACCCUGUCUCCACUGCGGUAAAUAAGAUUCACCACACAACACUGAAUUACUCUGAGAAGUCUGUGUGCUGGCAGAAAAUGACAUGUUGCCCUCUUCUAAGGUUUGGUGGGAGAUGGCACAAAAUAGACAACCUUAUAAAACAUAAAUAAUCCAUCUGAUGAAAGACAAACGUUUAAAGAUGAAUCUCCUUGGUGGAGUGUGUUCACAUAUGACCCCUGAAAAUGGGAACAAAAUAACCAAGGGUGCAAAUUUAAAUCAAAAGUGUGUGUUUUGGAGAUCGGAUUAAAGAGGGGUGUUUUUUGAGGUUUUACCCUGACAAACAUGUCUGCCAAAUCUGGUAGAGAAUAUUUCUUAAGGUAAUUAUGGGACUGAUCUGUUUAUUGGAAAUAUCUACUUGUCUGUUUUUAAUGUAGGGAACAGUGUAUAUUAAUGAACAUGGGUGUGUAAACAUGCAACAAGUAUUAACAUAAAAUUAUAAGUGUACAUAAAACAAAAAAAGCACAGACCAGGCAGCCUGAACUUCAUUAAUUUACAUAUUUAUAAGCCAGGAAGCAAGUUUUGCCAUCCCCUGUGUGCCUGACCCACUGAAAUUGAAAAAUUUUCCCACUUCUGACUUCUUCUAAUCAUCUUUAGAGUCAACAAAAGGGUUUAUACUUUGAAAUGGAAAUAAAGGACAAGUCCUUGAGCUUCAUGAGUAUCUGUGUUUGAUUGCCUAGAGGCUUCGAAUAUUGCAUUAAAAAAUCACAAUAUAUAUCAUGAAGGGCUGUCAAAUGACAGAUUUGUUUUCAUUUGCAUGUACAAAUCUUACCUAUGCUCUUGCAAUGCUUUUGACUUGUUGACCAGGCUGUCUAAGAAGUAUUUUGAAGAUGAAAUGUGCCGAUCAAAAGUGCAGUAGUGUUGUUAUUUUGCACCACAGCAUUAGCAUAAAGAAGGAAGACACUUAGGUGGCAUAGCUACAGUGUGUCGCCCAUGAUUACAGAGGAUAACAGGUUAACUACAGUUUGAACUGCAUCAUAAUAAACAUUUUGACAACUUUUCUUAAAUGUGAAUAAUGACCAUCUCAAAAAAAAGAGAGAGGGGCAAAGUUUUCCUUCAUGGCAGGUCUGAGUGACGGCUCUGAUGUUUUUCUUUGCAGGCUGUCCUGUUAGCCGACAUCCUCCCAACACUCUUCAUCAAACUAAUGGCUCCCUUCUUCAUCCACAAAAUGCCUUAUGGGUAAGAUCACAGGCCUCUUAAGAGAAGACUGACUGUUGUGGCUCUCAAAUUUACAGUGAAUUUAUUCUGACAAGUCUGCUUUACAUUUUGUAAUUUCUUGCCUGUUUCUUUAGCUAUCGAGUGAUAUUCUGCGCCAUCAUGGCAGCAACAAGUUUCCUCCUGGUGUCCCUCUCUUCAGCUGUGUGGAUGAGCAUCCUGGGUAAAUGAAAAAAACUUAAAAUGAAGACCUUAUUUAAACUUUACUGAUAUAUUUUUUUAUCAUUCGUGGUGAAGAAACUGGUCUCUGAUGAUAGAUUAGAUGGAGUUACUUGUUUUGCAGUUUUCUUUAAACUUAUCUUCAGAUUGUGCGAAGUGAUUUCACAGAAACACGACCGCAUCUUUAUGUUUCUUUGAGCUGCUGCAGCCCACUGUUCAUUAAGUUCAAGUUAACUGCAUAUGUUCACUAUUUAGUUUUUACUUUAAACAGAGGGACAAAUUGAUAAUAUGCUUUUAAAGAUACAAUAGAACAUUAGAUUGAAUUGGAUUGAAUUCAUUUCAUUCGAUCAGGAUGUUGCAAGUAACCAUAAAUCCAUUUAAGAGUUUAAGACUGCUGUCUUACAAAGAGAGGGCAGACUUUUGUGAAGUUACUAGUGAAUGUUCAAGCACCAUAAGAAUGUAUUUUGAGUUCAUCUUUCACGUAAUAAAACUGUAGUUAAAUGAAACAAACAUCAAAAACAUGCAUCACUGAUCCAGGUUUCUGUAAUAAUCACUUUUAUUAUUCUUAUUAUCCAUUGAGUAAAGCUGUGGUUCUCAGUAACUAACUUUUUAAAGUUUCUGUCUUAAUCUUGAUUUCUCGUCUAUCAUUACUAUUUUAAAGGCAUUUCCACCUGUCUGUGUUUUCAGGGGUGAUCUUUGCCAGUUGCAGCUCUGGACUUGGAGAACUCUCCUUUCUGUCUCUCACCGUCUUUUACAGCAGGUAAACUAGACCAUACCGUACCAGAUUGUAUUAUAUUGUAUCAUAACACACUGUAGCAAUACCAAAAUGAGACAGAAUGGGACAAAACAUAACAUAACAUAACAUAACAUAACAUAACAUAACAUAACAUAACAUAACAUAACAAAACAUACUUUAGCGUAACAUAUCAGAUUGUAUCGUCUAUCAUAACAUAUCAUAUUAUAUGAUACAUUGCUCAUACGGUAUUAUAUCGUAUGUUUUGUUUUAACAUAACCUUAGAUAUUGUAGGAUAACGUGACCUAACAUAACAGAACAUAGGGCACAUAAUGGAUUGUAUCAUAUCCUAUCAUUACGAAUCUUAUUGUACCGAUUACAUUAUAUUGUAACAUGUUGUAUCUUAACAUAAUCUAAGGAAAGUAAUAUAACAGGGUGUUAUGUAAAGAAACUUACUGUAACAUAAUACAUUGUGGCAUAAUGUAAUGUUAUGUAACAUAACUUAAAGUAACUUAACACCAACCAAAAUUAAGGUAUUGUAUUGUAUUGCAUAACAAAAUGUAUCAUGUCGUAUCUUAUUGUAUCGUAAUAUAUCAUAAUGUAUCAUCAACGUAUCGUUACAUGUAUUUUUUGCCUCACAUCAUUAUUAUUUCAUAAUGUUUUGUAUCAUUUAUCAUUUCGUAUUAUAUCAAAUGUUAUCAUUGUAUUGUAACAUUGCGCAUUGUAUCUUAUUGUAUUGUAACAUAAUCUAAUGUAACGUAUCACAUCAUAAUGUAAUUAGUCAUGCAUUGUAUCUGAGAUUAUUUAUUUAUAUUUUUUUAAUUUAUGUCCAUAUCACAUCAUUGUCUGGUAUCACAGUCUAGUUACCUUGCAGGGAAUCCUCCUUGUCCAAUUUUUUCUUUUGGAGCACAUUAGAUUUAUUAUUUUAUAGAUAUAAAUUCUGGUUUCUCUUACUCCUCAGGGAUGUUCUGGCAGGUUGGGGCUCAGGUACAGGUGGUGCUGGUGUAGCUGGAGCUGUACUCUAUGCCCUUCUCACACAAGUUGGCCUGACUCCACGGGUCACACUCCAAAUCAUGCUGGUGGUCCCCGUCGCCAUGUUGGCAAGGUAAGCGUGGAAGAGGGUACGUCAAAAAGAAAUAACUCUUAAUUUUAGAGGUACUGUCAGUAAAUGUUUCUGUUAUCAGUCCUUCCUUUAAGUUUCUAUCAACCAAAACUCAUUUCUACCUGAACAUUUGUGCAACAAAGCAGAUUUUUGGGUGAUCUGUUGGUAUAAUGAAGUGCACAGAGAGGUGUAAAAAAUCCUCAAAAGGCAUCAACACCACAAACAAAGUGAAGGUCAGUGACUGGAUUAGCUAAUGUGACAUCUAGCAGACAACUGUAGCACCCAGUAGUUGCUGUGAGUGGCUAUGCCUUUUAUUAUAGUAGCUUUAAAUAACCUUGAAACAAUGAAAAAAAUUGUUAUGAAUAAAUGUAUGUCCUGUAAACAGAAUUUAUAAAAUUAAAAAAUGAGCUAUAGAGUCAAUAUAUGUUCUUGUAAUGUACUCCAGGUCUAUCCAACUCUGCUGCAAAGUAGCACAUUUUAGAGUUGGAUCUAAUGGAAACCGGCCUCUAGUGACCACUCUGGAGUAUGACAGCUUUUUUGACACACUCGGAUCAUCUUUAUUUCUUAGCCCUAAAGGCUGUAGACUGUUUUCUUUCAAUCUUAUUCUUAUGACCAUGUUACUUUAGGAGAUAUCAAGAAGGAACAUCUUCAAAUUUGGCUCCGAGUUGACUUUGAAUCACGGGAGAAGUGAUUGGAUUAUGGUGGUCACAGGACGGUCUUUUGCAAAAAGGGUUAAGUGACAGUCACAUGUUUUCUCUCAUAGAAACACAGAGAGACACGGAGAAACAGACUCUUGUUGGUGUCUUUCCUAUUAAGUUUUCUCAUACAGAGUAUUUUGUUUAAUAAAGACUUACAAAGUCAUGUUUUCUUACGGUGUGAUAUAUCUCUUUGUUCAUACCUUCUUUUAUUGUUUGAACUCUGCCAGUGACGUAAUUGUAUGUUUUUUUGUUUUCCAGCUAUUUCCUCCUGCUGGAUCCUCCACCUUCACUACCUCAGUGGAGAAACAGAGAGGCAGAGUUCUCUCCUGUGGACUCAGAGGAGAGACAGAGACUGAUGGAUGAAACAGACGAGGCGGAGAAAUCAACUCUAGGUACAGGCAACAAACUCCCAACAUGUCUAAUGAUGAAAAUGAUCGCUUUUAUUCACAUUAUUGAUAGAGAGAUGGAGCCUUAUGAAGCUUUGGGGCUUCCUGUCUUAUUAAGCCAAAUAUAGUUAAAGCUUUAGAGGAUCAAAUUCAAUAAAACACAGCAAUAUCUGGAGUCUUGGAAAGUGUUUAGAAGCCCUCUUUAAGACAGGCUGAAGACCACAGGAGCUUGAUGAUGAUACAAAAAACAUCUUCUCAGAAGGCCUCUGACCUUUGCCCCAAUCUGAUCACUGAAUAACCAAAUAAACCAAAUAGCUUGUUGCAGUUUGUGGGAGAGACAAUCUGAUCAUAAUGUUGCUUUUAAGGAGGUUUUAGUUGUAUGUCAGACCUGAUAAGUGACUACACUGAAACCACAUUACCUCUGCAACCCUAACUGUUCAUCUGUUGUGAGGAAGUUAUGUGUAUCUUAGGGUCAUAUUUGUAUAAUUUAGAAGAGAUAAGUUAAUCAGUUCGUGUGUGUGUGUGUGUGUGUGUGUGUGUGUGUGUGUGUGUGUGUGUGUGUGUGUGUGUGUGUGUGUGUGUGUGUGUAAAACCAAAUAUCCAGUAUCUUGUCAACAAACAUUGAUAAUGUAGAAUUAGAAAUCAUGAGGAGAAAAGUCUGUUUUUAAGAUUUUCUUUAAAACGGCUCAACUUAGUUUACAUGUACAUUUAUUGUGUGUAUUUGUCAUGUUUAUGUUGAAAUGUGUUGCUAUUUGACUAAUUUAGCUGUUUUCAGUCUUUCAUAAAUGUUGCAAUUAUAUCACUACUGUGUGAUUUUAUGGCCACGACAAUCAUGAGGUGAAAACCUGAGAUCCUAACAGCCUUUCUUGUCCUUUCUUCUUCUUUUGUUUUUAUUUUUUUGGACAAAACUAUGAACAGCUUGCUUUUCUUGAUCUGUGGUUUGCUUGGCUGACAAAUGAGAAAGCAAAUUGAAAAUCUGCAACGGUUGGUGAUUUUUAUCCACUGUGGGGAAGCUUACGCAAGAUGAAAACCACACUGUCUGUGAAGAUUGUGGAAGGUUGAACUUUUUUCAGGUCAAUUUUCCAUUUUGGUUUCAACCUGAGAUCAAAAAGAUUCUUUAUGAUUUUUCUUCCUUUAUUGAUUUUUUUUCUAAAUCAAUUUCUUUUUGAGUGGUUUUGACUUAAUUCCAUUUGUGUUUAAUUUUAACCUCACAGAGUUAUUUUAAUUUUCUGCUGUUUGUUAAUGAAUAAUUACACAGUCCGUGUUCUCUUUCACCUGAUUGUACCAGAGGAACGCCACACUGGACCGCUCACCUUCACAGAGAAACUGCACACCAUCAAAGUGAGUUAACUUUUCACUCUGAUACAAACCCCUUCAUUUUGAAAGUAUUUGUUUGCACUGAUAUUUGUCUUGUUUUCUGAGAGCAGGGCCUGUUGAAGUUUGUGUUUCCUCUUGGACUUGUCUACUUUGCAGAGUAUUUCAUAAACCAGGGCCUGGUGAGUUCUCUAGUCCAGCCAAACCCUCUGUACUUCUGCUCUUUGAAGCUAUGCAACAACAUAUUUAUGUAUUUCAAGAGUAUGAACUUAUUCACAUUUGACAUGUUCUCUUUGCACUAUUUCCAAUCAAAUAAUGAUUUCUGAGCUAUGGAAUCCUGUUUUAAUCUACACUUUACACAGAUUUUAUGGAAUUACAAAUACUCCGAUCCUUAAACCAGCUAAAACCAAACGUCCCUUUUCUUAUUUAAUAUUUAAACUAAUAAAUUUGUUCCUUUUUUUCCAGAUGGAGCUCCUGUAUUUCCCAAACUUCUUCCUGUCGCACGCACAACAGUACCGCUGGUUAGUAUACCUUAUCUUCAUUUUAUUCUGAAGGAUUGUCUUUGUUUAUAUUGUACCUAUGGACUCCUUCACUGUGUGUGUUCAGGUACCAGACUCUGUACCAGGUGGGCGUGUUGGUGUCUCGAUCGUCUCUGUGCUGCUUUAAGAUCAGAAAACUGUUGGCUCUCUCUCUGCUACAGGUGAGAAACAGAAACUAUUGCGCAAAACAAAAAAAAAAACAUAUUUUGGUGGAGAAAACAAAGCUGUUUGGUACUUGAUAAGUCAAUUAAGUCAGGUAACAAUCAAGUCAAGGUAGAAUAAUGACAAAGUCAAAGGUAGUUGCUUGAUUGGUGCAUUUAUAACCUGAAGCUUAUUGGGUUUGUUGCCUGAGCUACAAAAGUGCAUCAGAAAACAUUUUAAAAGUUGUUAAAAGGAAUGUUUUCAAGUUUAUUUGUGAGACUCAGGGAUAAAAGUUCAAACAAUAAUAACUGCUGGAAAAUAAUCAUCUCUCAUGUUUUUCUCAAUCUUUGUGAGUGAACCUGUGAUUUAAUCGCCUUUCCCCAUAUGCACCAAACAGUAACCGCACAGGGAUGCAAAGAGAAAAGAAAGCAGAUGUUUGUCUGGACUCUUUCUUAAAGUUUUGAGUUCACUUUCUUCUGUAUUUUUGAAAAACAUCUAAAAGAAAACAGGGAAACACAAUAUCAGACAAAAACAAAAAGCUGAGAGCUUGUGAAGAAACCCACCUCACAUUGAAAUGAUCAGAAACUAACAAGCUCUGCCUGAGAUAUGGUUAAUACAGUAUAUGUUUGUAAUGCUAAUUGUAUUUUUCAUAUAGAAGAGUUCAUUUCCUGUGUCUUUGCUCCCCUCAGGUGGUGAAUGCUGUGCUGCUCCUGUUGGCUGUUAAAUAUCAGUUCCUGCCCAGUGCCUGGCUGGUGUUUAUUAUCAUCUUCUAUGAGGGUCUUCUGGGUGGAGCUGCAUACGUCAACACCUUCUACUUCAUCAGCAAAGAGGUCAGAUUCAGAGGGCUGCAGUGAAAUAGAAAAACAAAAUCCUCCUGGAGCUGCUGGAUGAACGGCUGAGUGAAGCUGUUGUUUGACUGUGUUUAUCCAGCUGUCUGUCUGUCUCUCUUUUCACAGACGGAAGACAGACAGAGGGAGUUUGCGAUGGCUGCUGCCAGCGUGGGAGACAGUCUGGGCAUCGCUCUGGCCGGACUCGCUGCGUUCCCCGUCCACAGAUACUUCUGUUCCCUGUGAGCCUCCCACACAGCAGCAGCUCGAUGAAUAAGACAGCCGUGGGAGCUUUUCAUUUGAAGGUUUAUUUUCAAUCUGGUAUGAGAGACUAUCUGUAGGAGCAGACUUUACUCCUACAUUAAAGAGAGGCGGUACAAAUGCAAUGUUACCGUACUUUAUCAGAGUCUCAGGUUUCUGUACUCUGCGUAAGUUUUUAUUUUUUUAACCUUUUUACCUCCAACCCUUUAAUUUUAACAGAAAUCUGUACAUAAGACUUUCAUUUUAUGACCAGGUUCCCCUCUGACGCUUUGAUGCGUUUGAGGGGAAUUUUUAUUUUGCAUCUUUGCACACCUCCUUUACAACAUUCAGACUGACUCCAGAUAAAAUGGAUGAGUCAAAAAUGAAUAAAAAAGACCUUUCCUUUGUGUUAAUAUCAGUGAAUCCAGCACCAAAGACUUUUAUGUUAGAUCUGAUUCCAUAAUUGAGUCCAUAACGGCUCUGAGACGCUAAUAAUUCCACCACAAAAGCACUAAAAAAACACGUUAUCUUGUUUUGUUGACCUGUACUUGUGGUGCACAAAGUUCAGGACAGAAACUUCCCAUGUUUAAUCAGUAAAAGGCUUUCGAAGUGAAUGGGUGAGAGCUUUACGGGUGUAGUAAACCUCCUCUAUAGUCUAGUUAUUUUAAUGAAAUAUGAAACGACAACAGAGAAUUCGUACACUAAAAUCAUGACUAAUAAUAUAAUAGCAUUGGACAAAGGGAAUAUAAAAAAUCUGUUUUGUAGGUCAUACACAAACCAUAAUCAGUCUUAAAGAACUUUAAAAGUUAACCCGAAUAAAUCUUAAUGUCUUUCUUUCUUACAAUUUAUAAAAUACAGUUUUUCUUGUUCUUGUUAGAAGCAUUGCAGCAGAGUUCUUGAUUAAAAAUCAUCUGACAAUUAUGAAGCCUGAAGUGACAUAUUUAACAUCUGAUAUGCACUCCUUAUGGAAAGGAUGAUGUAUAGUGAACAGCUGCUUGGGCAAAUUAGAGUCCUUGAAGGGGCAGCAGAACCCCAUAGUCAAGCAAAGAAGAUUGCUGCUCCACUAACAGUGGCACUAGAGGACUCACAGGGGCAUGUUCAGCCGUAUGAAUUCAUCAUUUUAAAAUCCAAACCAUCUUUACACCCAUACUUUGGAUUAGAAUCCUGACAGGGUAACCAAGACCUUAACCCAAAAUUGGGGGGUCAUACUUGCUGUCUAAUUUGCAUAACUACAAGUUUAUUAUACAUUAUCCAGCUUAUAGCCCAACAACAAACUUUACAACUAAAGAAACUGAUUACAAAUUUAGUUUAAAAAGUGAUUUGAUUGGUUUUAAAUGUUUUAUUUCUACAGUUAAAAAAUGUCCCCCUCAUUCCAGUUGGAAAGCUUCUGAUGUAAACAGAUUUUUAUCUGAUCUCUUAUAUCCAUGUGGAAAAAAUUAGCAAUAAACUGACCAUCUCUACUGAAGGCAACAUUAGACAAGGAAAAUGUUUAUGCCGAUAUUUCUGUCCUUUUGGCACAGUGUCAACAGGCAGAGAUGAAAUACUGGACAGGAUUUUGUAUGAAGUGUAAGAUCAGGUUGUCUGUAGUUCCUUUUGCUGUAGGGAAUUAAUUGCUGCAAAAGUGCCUUACUUCUGUUUUUUAUCAAGGAUUAUUAAAGGUCAUUAAUUCUUUUUUUGAGUGGGGUGAUAAUCAGGUGAACGUUCAACAUCACAAAAUAUACGACUUAUUGAAUCACCGUCUGUGGUACUAACUCUCUCAAACUUGUUUUGAUGGAAAGCCGUGCACAUUCCUGAAGUUUUUACUUCCUUCAUUUUAUGUUUGAAUUUUUUAUGCAUUUGUGUCAGCACUAAACAUUUGCUUGUGUAAUCAAAAAUGUUCAUGUCAUUUUGUUGUGGGAUUGAAUUUAACACUGUAAAGAAAAACUGUGAUUAAACAUUUGCAGUGAUUUACUUGUCCAGAAUUCAAUGAAGUCAAACAUUUUGUACUUGUCAUCUUUAGAUGUUAAUAUCUAAGGCAUUUUUUUAUUUUGAUUUGUGGCUCAAAAAUACAUCUGUAAGAUUUGUGUUCUCCUUGUUGACUCGGCCUUUGAAAACAGACACUUUUCAGUCUACUGAACUCACAAAUAAAAAAAGGUGGUUAAAGUGG
Molecule: messenger RNA, 12123 nt
Organism: Xyrichtys novacula (pearly razorfish)
Lineage: Eukaryota; Metazoa; Chordata; Actinopteri; Labriformes; Labridae
Source: the annotation of a GenBank genome assembly